AUGACAUUUUCGGCAUUGGCCAGAAAAGAAGGCACCACGAAGCGCUCCAAAUAUGUCAAAGAUACUUGUGUUCGUCUGUCGCGAUUCCUGGAUGUGAAAAUCAGGGAAGCUCUUCAUGUGAUGAAAAGUGAGGUAACCUCUUGCCUCACUGGCACAAACUGGAAGGUUGUUGAGACUCAAGUCCGAGAAUGCCUGGAAAAGAAUGCUACUGCGAUGGAAAAUGAGAUGCUGCAACAACAAGAAUACAGCCAGGAUGAGACGUCUGAUGAUGAGCAAACUCGAAAAACGGAGGUUAGCACCGACGUCAUUGACGCUAGAGUCGGCUUGUAUGGAAUCCUUUUAGCAAGAGUGAGCAUGCUACUUCUUGUUUAA
This is a messenger RNA of Cylicostephanus goldi, 372 nucleotides long. The record is from the annotation of a GenBank genome assembly. Lineage: Eukaryota; Metazoa; Nematoda; Chromadorea; Rhabditida; Strongylidae.